Messenger RNA from Gambusia affinis (western mosquitofish), 5127 nucleotides. It is a transcript of the gene micall1a, whose product is annotated as MICAL-like 1a. NCBI's taxonomy places the organism in Eukaryota, Metazoa, Chordata, Actinopteri, Cyprinodontiformes, Poeciliidae. Gene Ontology annotation, molecular function: protein binding. The transcript has 16 exons. The record is from RefSeq and is a predicted model, not a curated record. Bases 838 to 3510 code for a protein of 890 amino acids.
AGUUACUAUUUUAAUGACUUUGUUUUCUCUUUUUGUUCACUUAAGAAAAACUCAUAAAAUGGCGGACGCACUGACCCAUCUCUUCUGUGCAGCGCCCCCUGAUGGCUGAGAAGAGGAACGACAGAGUGGUUCAGAGAAGAAAGGUCGAAGGUGUGCUGACAACAAAUUUAGCUAAACUAGUCUACAGUAACUCCACCGCUUUGAGUUUUAUCACCUGCCCAUUUUUUUUCAAUUAUUAUCCUUUUUGAAUUUUAGGUUUUGACAAGAGUUUUGAGUUGACCCAGCGUCAGUUAUAGACUGUAGCAACAAUAAGGCGUUGUGGACCAGGUCGAGGAGGAAAUGAUCAUCCCUGUUUCGACGUUAUCACAGCAUCUGGAUAUUAUUUGCGGAUCCCCCAAAAAACGAAGAAGCCUGUUUAAGUGGAUUCGUCAAGAAGUUUGUAUUGAUUAAGCUUACUUUAUCAGCUCCAGGCUUCAGUUAGUGUUAUAACAACAACAGGCUCGUGUAGCCGUUUGAGUGCCGAUAGUUUCACACGGGAAAUGAACUUAAGCCUUUUUGUUUUGCACUUGCAACAGCUAGCUAACUUCUCGCACGAUUGUGGUCCAUGUUCCUAACGAGACUCUGUGGACGUGGGUGAAUGCAACGCCUCGUCUCUUCGGGUGUUGCCUGCCUGCCUGGCUGGCUGGCUGUCUGUCGACCCUCUGCAGCAGCACGCUGCUGCUGCUGCUCCGCCUGCUGCUGUGAUUUCCUGACUCUCCUGACGCCGUUUGAAACUAAAAGACAUCGAUUUUUAUUUGGCUUUAAUGCAGCUGCUCAUGUGUGCUGAACAGUAGCACAAUGGGAUCCCUGAAGGCUCUCCAGCAGUGGUGUCGGAUACAGUGCGAGAACUACAACGAUGUGGAAAUCAGGGACAUGUCCGCGUCCUUUCGGGACGGCUUGGCGUUUUGUGCCAUCAUACACCGCCACAGACCAGAUCUAAUAGACUUUGAUUCACUGUCUAAAGAAAACGUCUAUGAGAACAACCGUCUGGCAUUUGAGGUGGCGGAGGUGGAGCUGGGCAUUCCAGCCUUGCUGGACGCAGAAGACAUGGUGUCCAUGAAAGUCCCGGACCGACUGAGCGUCAUCACAUACGUGUCUCAGUACUAUAACUUUUUUAACAACAAGUCCCAAGCAAACCCUCCAUCUAUGAAGAGGCUCAGUACAGUCAGCCAUAAUGAACCAGCUCAAAAAAGGCCGUCAACUCCUUUAGAAGACAAAGGGGUUGAGCCUGAGACCGGUGCAGAGGUGGCUGCGGCGGCCAAGCGCAGCAGUCUGAGCAGCACUUGUGCUGCUUGCCAGAAACACGUUCACCUGGUGCAGAGGUUCCUCAUCGACGGCAAGCUCUACCAUCGGAACUGUUUCAGGUGCACAGAGUGCCACAGCACUCUGCUUCCUGGAUCCUACAAAGGAAAUAACUCCGGGGCAUUGGUGUGUACACACCAUCUCUCUAGACACGCUUCAGCCAGUCAGAACGGUCGUCCAGAUCUCAGUAAGAAGCCAGAGGAGGUUCAGCCCGCUCGGACCGGUCGCAGUGCAGCUCCCUUCCCCGCGCUCUCCGAGAGGGAUGAGGCCAAGACCCCUUCUCCAGUUCGCUCCACAAGCACCGAGACGCCGGCUGAUGACUCGGCCACAGCCACUGCUGUAGUAACAAGUAAGGAAGAGUCUUUGGGUGAAGAAGAAGAGGAACCGCGUCCUUCUUCUCCUCCUAAUCCUUUCGACGAAAGUGAUGAAGAGGAGGACGAGGGUGAAAUAGAGGAAGAAACUCAAGCUGAAGAAGCUUCAAAUGGGGAUCUUCCUCCUCCCUCUGAUGGUGAAGCUGCUGAAGCCAGUCGACCUGUUCCUGCACCCAGGAGGGUGUCAGAGGUCACCCCUCCACCUCGCCCAGUGCCUCGGGUUCGGGUGUCCUGCACCGCAAACAGCUCCCCAGCCGGUGAACAUCUGAAGCCUCCCACUCCUCCCAAACCAAGAGAAAGAUCACAGUCUCCUGGAAGUGGCACCCAUAAACUUAAAGACCCACCUUGGCUUGCCCUGGUCCAAUCAGAAACUAAGAGGAAGAAAGCCCCUCCUCCACCCCCUCCUGGAGUGACAACGCCUCCAAACACAGGCUCUCUGUCUUCUCUCCAAGCGGAGGGCUCUGGACCCAGCACGCCCCCCAACCCAUUUGAGGAUGAGGACGAUGAAGUCAAUGAAGAGGGAAGCGAUGGAGGAACGGCUCCACCCGCAGUGGCGGCCACCCACCCAUGGUACAACAUCACUCAGACACCUGACGGGGCAGGGUCAGAGGUCACGCCCAGAACAGAAAGUUCGUCCCGUUCUGCCAGCCCAGGCAGCGCGAAGAGCAAGAAAAGGCCAGCCCCUCGGGUUCCCCCCCAACCGCCUACUGGGAACCAAGCUCCCUCUCACUCGCAGCCCUCCUCCUGUUCUCCUUCUCCAGCUCUCAGCAUAGAGAGUUUGUCUUCCUCUUCAGACCACAGCUCCUCCCAGCUCCCACUGGGCGCCAGCAGCGACCAGGAGCAGAGCUUCAGCAAGAGUGUCUCGGAGCCGUCCAUCUCGUCGCCAGGCGACAACCCGUCUUCCUCGUCCUCGGCAGAUCUCCUGAACCAUUCCUCCCAACGCUCCUCCCCGUCUGCGUUGCCUCCCAAUGCCAGCUCUGCGCCGGCCACUCCGCAGACCAGCCGCAACACUGGAGCCAAGCCACCUCGACCGACCACCACUCCCAGCCCGCUAACCACGCAGGCACCCAACAAAAGGUUUUGUAAGGAGAAUCCCUUCAACAGGAAAGCUUCUCCUUCCAAUGCCAAGUCUGAAAAUCAACCUUCCAAAGGCCCUCGUCCUGCCAGACCCCCGGCACCAGGACACGGGUUCCCACUUAUCAAACGCAAGGUGCAGUCGGAUCAGUACAUCCCAGUAGAGGACAUCCAUGCGGAGUUGCUUCAGCUAGAGAAGCAGCUGGAUGAGCUGGAGCAGAGAGGGGUGGAGCUGGAGAAGAAGCUGAGAGACACUCCUAACGAUGAGGAUGAGGAGCGCCUCCUGGUGGACUGGUUCACUCUGAUUCAUGAUAAACAUCAUUUAGUGCGACGCGAAGCUGAGCUGGUCUACACUGCGAAGCAGCAGAACCUGGAGGAGAGGCAAGCUGAUGUGGAGUACGAGCUGAGGUGUCUUCUCAACAAACCAGAGAAAGACUGGACCGAGGAGGACAAGACUCGGGAACAGGAGCUAAUGGCAGAGCUAGUUACCAUCAUUGAACAGCGCAACCAAAUAGUUAACAGCAUGGAUCAGGAGCGACAGAGGGAAGAAGAAGAAGACAAAUUAAUGGAGGCCAUGCUGAAGAAAAAAGACUUUCACAAGGAUCCAGACAGUGACCACCAGAAGAAAAAAGGGACAAAGUUUAAACCCAUCAAGGUGCUAAAGAGGCUGAGCCAGAAAGGAGAUGCAGGAAAGAGCCACAGCCCUCGCAAGGACAAAAGCUGAGGAGGAGAGACUGUUGGACCGUUUUAACAAGACUCAAUAAGUUUUUAUUAAAAGAAGAAUUAUGAAACAUAUCGGAUUGAGAAGAGAAACUUCCCUUGCAACCUUGCAUCUGCUCACAACCCUUCUAAAACGUCUGCAGUGACUGUUUCCAUUUGUCUUUGUGUUUCAAAGCGACGGUCUAACAAGCAAGUGCUUUCUGAGCUCUCAAUAGAAAACUUGGUGAAGUGUAAGGGACGUUUUUAUUGCGCCAACCUGAUUUGUUUUAUUUCCAAGCUUUACUCUUGCGGUGUUGCUCAGUGACCAUGAAGGCUCAGCAGAGGACCGUGUUUUAAACUUAUUGUUUCACCUUGAUACCUGAGGCCCACAAGUCAUUUUAGGGAUGCACCAAUCAGAACCGAUCUCUGGUUUUCUGUUAUGCUUUGAGCUUCCGAAACGGUUUUUCUCCAAAUCCAGGUUUCCUUGGGGGCGUGAGAGGAUAAUUAAUAACAGUUAAUCUUGGAAACAGGCAGUUUCAGACUGCAUCUGAGAAUAUAUAGUAAGUAUAAUGAUAAAUUGAUGUUGAAAACCUGAAAGAUUAGAACAGGCCAACUACAGUUAGGGGUGCACCGAUUGCAGUUUUCUAUCUGAUUGCUGAUUACGGAUCUUGAUAAGCCUAACCUGCCGAUUUUGAUUUUGGCUCCUUUUUUUUUUUUUUUUUGUCUGAAAUGUUGCUGAGUUGGCAACAAUAGGGUGACUGUUAACUGCAAACCUGCAGACAUGACCUGGUGGGCUGGUGAAUCAGUCACACUUCUCACAGGAGAAAAGAAGAAGUGGCUGAUUUUUAGGCCUUUGCUGAGGUAGAUUAUUGGGGGACAAGAUUGACUUCACAUUGUAAGUAUUGGACGAUCACCGAUCUCCCAAAAUUAAGGAAAUCUGCACCGAUACAUCAGUGGACCCCUAAUCUAUGAUGAUAAUUCAUCCAGCCCUCCUGUUAUCUACUGAAAGUGUCUCUCUCUCUCGUUCUUCUGCAGCCUUAUUUGCAAAAAAAAUUUUCAACAAGUUUACAGCAGUGGAGCUUCUUCUGACUACAUUUUAAACACCCCACAGCUACAGAAAAUAUUCUCUAUACAGUAACGGCGUCCACAGCUCAGAUAUUUGUUACUGUGACCUGAUGGUGCAGUUUGAGUUUCAGUUUGGAUACUCACAGGUCAAAGUCUUUUAAUGCUAAAAAUGGUCAGAUUACACAUAAUAUCUAACAAUUACAGAUUACACAAAUUUACCUUAGGGUAAAGGCGACCCUAGGGGUAAAGGAUGACCUUUACCCCUAGGGUAAAUAUUAAGGUGACCUUAAUAUCACCUUUACUCCUUAGGAGAGAAGAUGGACCUUUUAUUUGUUUCAACCCGUUUGGUUUGAACUGGUGGUACUAUGUUUUUUUGGGAUGAUCGUGUUUUUGCUUUAAACUGCAGCAUUUUCCAUUAAAAAGCUCAACCAGCAAAGUAUACCUAAAGAAUUCCAGCUGCUAUAGUGUCUCAGAAAUACUUGUCAUUUGUUUGUGCCUGUGCUGGAAACUUACAGUAUUUAUGAGAAGUGUGUGUUUGGGAGAAAAAAAAAAGUGAAAGGGAGAAAAUGUUUUUUUU